CCCACAACCAAAAACGAACGUUCUGGGAACCAUAAAUUGUUAGCUGGGUGGCGGUGAUAACUAGGACAACGGCUUUCUAAAAUAUCUCUCAGCACCGCUGGCUCUGGCGGUCUGAAGACUGCGUGUGUAGGGUGAGCGAUUAUCGGCUCCGUUUGUGUAUCUGUGUUUGAACUUCAUCACGACUAAGGGACAGAAGGAGAAGCAGCGGCGGGAGAUGGCACUUACUUUACCAGAACAAGAAGUUCCGGAGGAGCAGUUGCCCUAUCCGAACCUGGUUCCAGUAGUUUUUUGCCGCUUAAAACAGACCACAAGACUCCGUAACAGGUGUCUGCAAGUGGCCCGUAGCCCGUGGUUGGAUUAUGUGUCUGUACUGAUAAUCGUGCUCAACUGUGUAAAUUUGUCCAUUUACAAGCCCGGGGAAAUGAAGACCAACACACAGAAGAUAUUGGAUUUCCUUGUGUUUUUCUACUUUAUUGUGGAAAUGUCCAUCAAGGUGGUGGCCCUGGGAUUCAUUUGCAAUAAAGGGAGUUACCUCAGCAACCACUGGUACAAGCUGGACUUUAUCAUCAACGUUGGAAAGUUGUUGGAUAUUAUGUUUGACAUAUUUGACAUCCCCUUGCAAUUCUUUCAAGUGCUCUCGCCAUUGCAACUUAUCAGCAGAGUACCUAGUAUGCACCACGUUGUGACAGUACUGUUAGGCACUGUGCCCAUGCUCGCAAAUGUUAUGGUCUUCUGCAUCUUCUUCAUCCAAAUCCCUGCCAUUGUUGGAGUCCAGUUGUGGGGGGGACAGCUGCGCAACCUCUGCUUCCUGGGAGAGGACAUUCCCACAAAGUACAACGUGUCCUUAAGUCCAUAUUACAUAAACGAGGAAAAACUCCCAUUUAUCUGUUCGCGUAAUGGCGAGAGCGGGACACAACACUGCAGAGAUGUGCCACCUUUUCACAAGAAUGGUUCAACCUGCGUGUUGGCUUCUCACCAGUUUGCUUCAACUGUAAAUGGGCUAGACUCUACAGGGGCCGGGGCCAGUGUUAACGCCUGCUUCAACUGGAAUAUCUACUACAAUGUCUGUCGGCCCGCGGACCACAACCUUUCCAUUGGAGCUAACUACUUUGAUGACAUUGUUUCCUCCUGGAUAACUAUAUUCCAGGUUGUGACACUGGAAGGAUGGACGGAAAUCAUGUUUUAUACUAUGGAUGCUUAUUCUUGGUGGAGUGUUGUAUUUUUUGUAUUCGUCACUGUUAUGGGCUCCUUUAUUAUGAUAAACAUAUGCGCAGUUGUCAUCGCCACCCAGUUCUCGGACAAAAUGAAACAAGAUACAGGAGAGCCAAGUGUUGGUGCUGUGGCUAUUGCACAGCUCUGUGGCAAGUUAAUUGGAUGGCUGCAGGCAAUCUACCGUAAAUACAACAGACGUAAUGAGGUGCAUCCUAAUGGCGCCAGCCGCAGGAUGAAUACCUCAGUGAUCUAUCAGGUCUGGAGACCAUUCAUGGAAAAGCUUAAGAGGACUGUCCACAGCAAACUCUUUGACCGAUUGGUCAUGUUUGCUGUUUUCCUCAGUGUUGUCACCAUGGCCAUAGAGCAUAAUGACCAGCCCCAGGAGUUGACACGUGUGAUACAGAUCAGUAACAUUGUCUUCACCAUUAUAUUUCUUGUGGAGUUGAUUAUGAAGCUGCUGGCUCUCACAUGGACAUACUUUAUGGAAUCAAACAACAUCUUUGACUUUGUCAUUGUUAUCAUCAGUUUGUGGGAGAUAAUAUCUGAAGCAGAAGGCCGGUUGUCAGUUCUGCGUGUAUUUCGUCUGCUGCGGUUUGUGAGGUUGCUUCACUUCCUCCCUUACCUGAAGAGACAACUGCUCGUGCUGAAGAGGACCAUAACAGAGGCAGCCACAUUCUGCAUGCUACUGCUGUUUUUCAUCUUUAUUUUCAGGCGUGUACACACACAAAUCCUCCCUCGCCUUGUGUCUGUCAAUAUGUCUGUAGAAAUCUGUAAUGUCACAGCAAAUUCCAAAUUAUUCUAUUCUAUUAAUAAUAAUAUUAUUAAUUAUGAUAACAAUCACCCACAUAUAAUAGGUAUGCACCUGUUUGGAGGUAAAUUCUUCUUCAAGACGCAGAAUGGAGAUAUCAUUGUUGAGCGGAAAAACUUUGACACCUUGCUCUGGGCCAUGGUCACGGUGUUCCAGAUUUUGACUUUGGAGGACUGGAAUGUGGUGAUGUACAACGCUAUGGCAACUACCUCCAAAUGGGCCUUUUUAUACUUUUUUGUGGUCAUUACUUUGGGAAAAUAUGUUCUUCUCAAUAUACUUGUGGGCAUAGUGGUUCAGAGCUUCCAGGCUAGGAGCUUCCCAAGUAUGGAUCAAGACUCUUCUCUCUCUUCCUCUGAGUCUACCAGUUCCACUCCGGAAAUCUUGACCCCUGAAAACCCUGCACAGACAGAUAACAACCAGAGAAAUGGCCCCACAGGACCCAACCGAGGCCUCUCUCUCUCUCUUUGUUGCCCCAGGAUAAACAAUGCGAUUAACGCAGCCCCAGGGGAAGACUCUGCCCCAACAGAUACCAAUGGGGACAGUCGAUGUUUGAACUUGAUCCAGAAAAUGGUCAGCUGGUGCAAAGAACAUGAAGCGUGGUCAGUUUAUGUGUUUUCGCCACAGAGCAGGUUCCGCAUCUUUUGUCAACGACUGAUCUCUCACAAGCUGUUCGACCGCAUUAUUCUGGUCUUCAUUCUCCUCAGCUGUGCCACCAUCGCUGUGGAGAGGCCUGCAAUAAACCCUCAAAGCAUGGAGCGUUGGGUCCUGAAUACAGCCGGUUAUGUGUUCUCUGCUGUUUUCUUUGUAGAGAUGCUCUUUAAGGUUGUAGCUCUUGGUUUGCUGUUUGGGAAGGAGAGCUACUGCCGGUCCGCCUGGAAUGCUGUGGAUGGUUUUUUGGUGUUACUGUCUUUAGUCGACAUCUCAGUCUUUCUGGCCAGUACAACUAAAACAAAUAUGCUGGGCAUACUUAAAGUUUUGCGCAUGCUACGCGCAAUGCGUCCGCUGAGGGUGAUCAAGCGAGCCCCGAAACUGAAGCUGGCUGUGGAAGCCCUGAUUGCUUCGUUUAAACCCAUUGGGAACACUGUUAUUAUUGUCUGUGUCGUCCUCUUUUUCUAUGGCAUUCUUGGUCUGCAGUUGUUUAAAGGGAAGUUCUUCUACUGUCUGGGUCAAGACACAAUCAACAUCACCAACAAGAGUGAAUGUCUGUCGGCCAACUAUCGCUGGGUACAAAAGGUGUACAACUUUGACAGCCUGCCUCAGGCUCUGAUGUCCUUAUUUGUAAUGUACUCUAAGGAUGGCUGGGUAAACAUUGUGUAUGAUGGGCUGGAUGCUGUGGGAGUUGACCAACAGCCUAUUACAAACUACAACGAAUGGAUGCUGAUUUUUUUCAUUACCUUCAUGGUUAUGAGCCUCUUUCUUCUCGACAUGUUUAUCGGUGUAAUGGUGGAGACCUUCCACCAGUGUCAGCAGAAUCAAAAUAAAGUAGAUGAAGUGCUGACAGAACAGGCCACAGUAUCACAGGACCACACAGAGCCUGAGGAGAUUCCAUAUUACACAGAUUACUCCCCCAUUCGUCGGUCUAUCCACACUUUAUGUACCAGUAACUUCCGGGACUUCCUGAACCUCUUCAUGGCCGUCGUAAUUUUCCUCAAUGUCAUGAUGAUGAUUGUCCAACUUUCAACUGAUCAACCUCUGUAUGUAGAGAUUAUAGACUAUGUGUUCGCCGUCAUCCUGGUCAUCGAAAUCGUGCUAAAGCUUGUGGCAUUUGGUAUACUGAGGUUCAUACGAAGCAGAUGGAAUCUGCUGGACAUCGCUGUUGUCUUGAUUUCAAUACUCAGUAUUGUUUUCCAAGUGAUGGAUUCUGCAGACUUAAAUCUCAUUAAUGCCAGCAUCUUUAAAGUCUGUAGAUUACUCAGACUAGCACAAGUGUUGAAAUCCAAAAAUAUACGAGUUCUGCUGAAAACCAUUAUCAAGACGCUGUCACAGGUUGGAAAUAUUUGUCUACUCUUUGCAUUCUUCUUUUUCAUCUACGCUGCGCUGGGAGUGGAGCUCUUUGGCAGGCUAGAAUGCACCGACGAUUACAUUUGCCUGGGUUUACAUCGAAACGCCAAUUUCAAACACUUUGGGAUGGCCCUGCUCACGCUCUAUCAAGUGUGCACCGGAGACAACUGGAGCGGGAUUAUGGCAGACACAUUGAGGGAAUGCCGUCCCAACGAUGAGGGCUGUUCCAGCUUCUUGUACUGGGUCUCUCCAAUCUACUUCUCCAGUUUUGUGGUUAUGGCCCAGUUUGUGCUGGUAAACCUGGUGGUGGCAGCAAUCAUGCAAGCUCUAAAGGACAGCCAGGAGAACAAACCUACUGACGUCCGUCUCCCCCUGGAAGAGGAAGAUAAUCUUGAGCAGGCCAGCCGGUCCACCCAGAAUGUCGAACCCAGUUCCAGCCACGACAACACAGAUGGAUCCUCAGUGACGCCACAGACAUAAAUUUUGGCACAAGCAGUUAUGUGUCUAUUUGUUCAAUUGCACAUCACAUGGUUCUUUGGAUGUCUGUUUUUAUUUAAAUACAAUAAGUUGAUUAAAGAUUUACCUAUUUUAAUGUUUUGUUAUAUCUAAAUAAUACAGUAUAUAUUUCUGUAUUUUAUUGAGGGUUGUUAUCCUAAUAGAAUGAUAUCCAUUAAUGUUCACCUGUAAUGAAUUUGAGUCUUGUUUUCUCUCUCUUCUUCUUUGUCCUUUUACUGUAUAAAUAUGUUAAU
Messenger RNA from Etheostoma spectabile (orangethroat darter), 4770 nucleotides. RefSeq names its product voltage-dependent T-type calcium channel subunit alpha-1I. NCBI's taxonomy places the organism in Eukaryota, Metazoa, Chordata, Actinopteri, Perciformes, Percidae. Gene Ontology annotation, biological process: calcium ion import; membrane depolarization during action potential; positive regulation of calcium ion-dependent exocytosis. Gene Ontology annotation, molecular function: voltage-gated sodium channel activity; low voltage-gated calcium channel activity. The record is from RefSeq and is a predicted model, not a curated record. The transcript is spliced from 33 exons. Gene Ontology annotation, cellular component: voltage-gated sodium channel complex; neuron projection; plasma membrane. The coding region runs from base 215 to 4501 and encodes 1428 amino acids.